AGAAGCUUCUGUGCCUGUUAUCUCUCCGAUUCAUAUGCUCACUCUUUGCUUUUUCUGCGCCUCGAUUCAACCAUGUCUCUGUUGAAGUCUGGCAAGGUGAUCUCCAGUAUUGGGACUUUCUCCCCGUCCCUGGGAGUUUUGUCUACACGAAACAGUUCAUGGUGGGGUGGAGUGCAGAUGGGCCCCCCUGACCCUAUCCUGGGGGUGUCGGAGGCCUUCAAGAGGGACACCAGCCCGAAGAAGAUGAACCUGGGGGUGGGGGCCUACAGGGACGACCACGGCAAACCCUUUGUGCUCGAUUGUGUCCGCAAGGCAGAGGCUCUGAUUUCUUCCAAGCAGUUGGAUAAGGAGUAUCUGGCCAUCGGUGGCCUGGGGGACUUCACCAAGUCCUGUGCUCUGCUAGCCCUGGGGGCUGACAGUGAGGUCCUCAAGAGUGGCAGGAACAUCACUGUCCAGACCAUCUCAGGAACCGGCUCACUGUGCAUCGGAGCCAACUUCCUGUCUCGUUUCCACAGUGCGUCCCGUGACGUGUACCUGCCCAAGCCCUCCUGGGGGAACCACACACCCAUCUUCAGAGAUGCUGGCAUGCAGCUGAAAGCCUACCGCUACUACGACCCCUCCACCUGCGGCUUCGACUUCAACGGGGCGCUCGACGACAUCUCUAAAAUGCCAGAGAAGAGUGUGAUCAUGCUGCAUGCCUGUGCCCAUAACCCCACCGGUGUGGACCCCAAGCCUGAGCAGUGGAAAGAGAUCGCUGACCUGGUGAAGAAAAGGGACCUCUUGGUGUUCUUUGACAUGGCCUACCAGGGCUUUGCCAGUGGAGAUAUUGAUCGUGAUGCCUGGGCUGUUCGUCACUUUAUUGAGCAGGGCCACAACAUUGUCCUGUCGCAGUCGUUCGCGAAGAACAUGGGCCUCUACGGUGAGCGAGUGGGAGGGUUCACUGUGGUGUGUAACGAUGCAGAGGAAGUUAAGAGGGUGGAGUCUCAGCUGAAGAUUCUGAUCCGGCCAAUCUACUCCAACCCUCCAAUGAAUGGAGCCAGAAUUGCUUCCACUAUUCUCAACACACCAGACCUUUAUAAAAUAUGGUUGGGGGAGGUCCACGGCAUGGCCAACCGCAUCAUCAAGAUGAGGGAGCAGCUGGCGGCCAACCUGAAGAGUGAGGGCUCCACUCACAACUGGCAGCAUGUCAUCGACCAAAUCGGCAUGUUCUGCUUCACAGGCCUCAAGCCUGAACAGGUUGAGCGUCUGACUAAGGAGUUUUCAGUAUACAUGACCAAAGAUGGUAGAAUCUCCAUGGCAGGUGUCACUUCUGGUAACGUGGGAUACCUAGCACAUGGAAUCCACGCUGUCACUAAGUAAAAAGGGGAAUGCUGGGAGAAACAGUGGGGCACGGUGGCGCUGGACACAAUCCUUAACAAAAUAAUAAUGCCCACUCCACCCACCCCUUACAGAGGAACUGGACAUUCUUUAAGACUGUAAAUUGCUCAACUUUGACCUCAACAACGAGGCCACCAUGUCAAAGGUUGUUUAGUGAUGGUCCAAUGAUCUGCCCUACAUUUGACAAAUGGUCUGAUGUCUGUCUUCUACGCUUAUUUUUUGUAUGUCAAAGUUUAACAUUAAUUAACUUAAUAAAUGGCUUAAUAAUGA
Messenger RNA from Oncorhynchus masou masou (cherry salmon), 1647 nucleotides. Its product is annotated as aspartate aminotransferase, mitochondrial-like. Gene Ontology annotation, cellular component: mitochondrion. Bases 73 to 1359 code for a protein of 428 amino acids. Gene Ontology annotation, molecular function: L-aspartate:2-oxoglutarate transaminase activity; pyridoxal phosphate binding. Gene Ontology annotation, biological process: L-aspartate catabolic process; biosynthetic process. The record is from RefSeq and is a predicted model, not a curated record. Lineage: Eukaryota; Metazoa; Chordata; Actinopteri; Salmoniformes; Salmonidae. The transcript has 10 exons.